Seriola dumerili (greater amberjack) is the source of this 1107-nucleotide messenger RNA. RefSeq names its product ALX homeobox 3 (gene alx3). Gene Ontology annotation, biological process: regulation of transcription by RNA polymerase II. The transcript is spliced from 4 exons. Bases 1 to 1107 code for a protein of 368 amino acids. The record is from RefSeq and is a predicted model, not a curated record. Lineage: Eukaryota; Metazoa; Chordata; Actinopteri; Carangiformes; Carangidae. Gene Ontology annotation, molecular function: DNA-binding transcription factor activity, RNA polymerase II-specific; RNA polymerase II transcription regulatory region sequence-specific DNA binding.
AUGGAGACUGAGAGUUGUUUGCCUUUCUCUUCGCAGACCAGCAGGAGGACGCCGGAGAACUCCCCGGGACUGGAACACGGCGGCUCCGGCUCCUUUCUCCCCUGCGAUGAGCUGCAGAAACCCUCGCACCUUCCUCCUCCUCCUCUCCCUCACCGCCUCAGCCUGCGCGGGGAUGUGUACGCCGCCGCCAUGGGGAGGUUUGGUGAUGCUGCGGCGGACUUUACGCACGGCGCUGCCCCGGCGAACCCGCCCGCCUCACCAUCCAAACACAGCAAGUUCUUGGACAGUAUAAACCAGGAUCAGAAGGGGAGCGGCAAGCCGGCGUUUUAUGAAAGCAGCUCAGAGGUCAGAGAGAAAGGAGCUCCAAAAGCCAUGGGCUAUCCUGGGAUUGGCACAGACUGUUGCGGCAAGCUGAAAGAGUCAGUCGGCGGUUUACAGGGGGACUCCAUCGCUGACUCCAUCGACUUAUCAGGCAAGAACAAGAAGCGACGCAACCGCACCACGUUCAGCACCUUUCAGCUGGAGGAGCUGGAGAAAGUGUUUCAGAAGACACACUACCCUGACGUGUACGCCCGGGAACAGCUGGCACUGAGGACCGAGCUCACUGAGGCUCGGGUUCAGGUUUGGUUCCAGAAUCGUAGAGCCAAGUGGAGGAAACGGGAACGCUAUGGGAAGAUCCACGAGGUGCGCAACCACUUUGCUGCUACAUAUGAUAUCUCUCUUCUCCCUCGCCAUGAUACAUACCAGAUGCAGGGAAACCUGUGGCCAGGGGCAGCCUCAGGGGGAGGCGGUGGUUCAGGUGCUGGUUGUGUCCUAGGAGCUGACUCCAUCCCCUCAUCCUGCAUGAGUCCUUACCCUCACCCCCACAGCAACCUGCAGGGCUUCAUGGGCAUGCCCACAUCCCCCAGCCACCCACACCACCACCACCACCACCACCACCCGUCCCACCAUCCGGGCAUCAAUGGCCUCUACUCGCUCCACGGCUUCCCCGGAGGCCUCGGGUCCCCUUCCAUCGAGGGGCCCGAGACUGAGUACAAGCCAACGGGCCUGGUGGCGCUGCGGAUGAAAGCCAAAGAGCCAGGCAGCAUCCUCUCCUGGCCUACAUGA